UGAAAACAAACGGGAGGAGCUCGUAUACAAAACCUCUAAAAUAUAUGCACUGAAAGUGAAAGUAAAUAGGAGGUUAUGUUUAUAUAUGGCGUGAUUGUUUAGUGAAGUUCUUGCUAGUGUAACAGUGUGUAAUGUGAACUGUGAACGAAUUGUUUCUGUUUGUUGUUCUCCUAUGUUACAUUGAAUAGAUUAUUUUUAGUAUAUAUUUAGAACAAGUAUUUUCAACAGUCUCACAAUGACUCUUAACCUAGAAAAUUUAAACCCCAAACUCUACAGAAAAUGCGAAGAAAGAGAAGUAUCUAAAUAUGAAGAGGAUGAUGAUAUUGUUGAUGAAUUUGACUCCAGAGAAGUGUUUGAUCUUAUUCGUAACCUCAACGAUCCAGAACAUCCUCUCACACUUGAAGAGUUGAAUGUUAUCGAGCAGAAAUACAUAGAGGUCGACAACAAGAAAAAUGAAGUCCAAGUAAUGUUCACUCCCACGAUUCCCCAUUGCAGUAUGGCUACGUUAAUUGGACUGUCCCUUCAAGUUAGGCUAUUACGCACUUUGCCACCGAGAUUUAAAAUAGAGGUAAAGGUAUCACCAGGCACCCACGAGUCCGAACACGCCAUCAACAAACAGUUGGCUGACAAAGAGAGAGUAGCGGCAGCACUGGAAAACACAAGUCUCAUACAAGUUAUAAACCAGUGCAUAGAUGUUGAAGAGUAAACCAGUCUGUAAAUCUGUAAAUAAAUAAUUAGCUAUCA
Messenger RNA from Homalodisca vitripennis (glassy-winged sharpshooter), 744 nucleotides. RefSeq names its product MIP18 family protein galla-2 (gene galla-2). The coding region runs from base 236 to 706 and encodes 156 amino acids. Gene Ontology annotation, cellular component: cytosolic [4Fe-4S] assembly targeting complex. The transcript has 3 exons. NCBI's taxonomy places the organism in Eukaryota, Metazoa, Arthropoda, Insecta, Hemiptera, Cicadellidae. The record is from RefSeq and is a predicted model, not a curated record. Gene Ontology annotation, biological process: iron-sulfur cluster assembly.